CCGGAUCCCUUUCUUCCUCGUCUACCUCAAAUGCCAGUUCUUUGUCUCCCUCUCUGUUUACGUUAACCAGGCCUUAUCCUUCAUCGCUAUUUCACUAUAACCAUUAUAAUUCAUCUCCCAUGGACUCUUUCAACGACCAACUACUCCAUCACUUCCGCUUCUUCCGUGUAUACAAAGACGGUCGUAUCGAAAAAUUCCAUUCCACCCACAAAAUCCCUCCGUCCGAUGACCAAAUCACCGGAGUGAGAUCCAAAGACGUGGUGAUUUCAUCGGAACCUGCUAUAUCCGCCCGCAUUUUCCUACCCAAGAUCCAUGACCCGACCCGGAAGCUCCCGCUGCUGUUCUACGUCCAUGGUGGUGGCUUCUGCUUUCAGUCCGCCUUCUCUCCAGUGUUCCACAAGCUGGUCAGCUUAUUAGCUGCUAAAUCCAACGCCAUCGCCGUCUCGGUUGAGUACGGGCUUUUUCCGGAGCGGCCCCUACCCGCUUGCUACGAAGACUCAUGGGCGGGGCUUCAAUGGGUCGCAUCUCAUGCCAACAGAAACGGCCCGGACCCAUGGUUGAAUGAGUACGCUGAUUUUGACCGGGUCUUCAUUGGUGGGGACAGCGGAGGAGGGAACAUUUCUCAUACCUUGGCAGUUCGGGUUGGGACACUCGGGUUACCAGGCGUGAAAGUUGUUGGGUUGAUUCUGGUGCACCCGUUUUUCGGUGGUACGGAGGAUGAUCACAUGUGGUUGUACAUGUGUCCAACGAAUGGUGGAUUGGAGGAUCCUAGGCUGAAACCGUCUGCAGAGGAUCUGAGCAAGCUAGGGUGCGAGAGGGUACUAAUAUUUUUUGCACAAAAUGACCAUUUAAGAGACGUGGGUCGGUGGUACUACGAAGAAUUAAAGAAGAGUGGGUGGGUCGGAAAUGUUGAGGUUGUGGAGCAUGAAGGAGAGGACCAUGUUUUCCACCUGAGGAAGCCAGAUUGUGAGAAGGCUAUUGAUUUAGUCAACAAAUUUGCUGCCUUUAUCAACCAUAUGUUACAAAGAUUGUGAGAAGGCUAUCAAUUUGUCAUAUAUAUUUAUAUUUGUGUUGGAGUCGUAUGUACUUGAGUUUUAGUCAGUAUUGGUGUUGGAGUCGUAUGUAGUAAUAAGGGGCACCCAAUCUACAAGAUGUCUCACAUCUUUUGGAGUCCAAAGCAGAGUAUGAGUCCAAAUCCUAGUCUAAGGCAGUUUGUAAACUCUAUUUAAGGAAAGUCUGAGAAUAAAGUUUGGUUUG
This is a messenger RNA of Corylus avellana, 1257 nucleotides long. The record is from RefSeq and is a predicted model, not a curated record. NCBI's taxonomy places the organism in Eukaryota, Viridiplantae, Streptophyta, Magnoliopsida, Fagales, Betulaceae.